Molecule: messenger RNA, 10965 nt
Organism: Eleginops maclovinus (Patagonian blennie)
Lineage: Eukaryota; Metazoa; Chordata; Actinopteri; Perciformes; Eleginopidae
Gene: igf2r
Product: insulin-like growth factor 2 receptor
Exons: 51
Coding region: 57-7535 (2492 amino acids)
Biological process (GO): lysosomal transport
Molecular function (GO): signaling receptor activity; D-mannose binding
Source: RefSeq, a predicted model, not a curated record
UCUGCCAUAUCAUGUCGUCUUAGUUAGUCUGCACAGAAAGAACCCCCGCAGUAAACAUGUUAUUUCAGGGUAAAUCUCACCGAUGCUCCCCGCUGAAGCUGGUCCUUUGGUCGGUGGUGGUCCUGGGAUGUUUGUCGGUCCGGUCCGGAGCGGAGGAGACCCCGUGGUACCAGGAUCUCUGCAGAUAUAAAUGGGAGGCCAUAGACCAGGAUAAUAAAGUGGGCUACACGCUAAAGCUCUGCGAGUCUUCACCGUCGACGAGCUGUGGUGCCGACACCGCCGUCUGCGCCCGGAACCUCACCCUCAAAGCAGACCACUCUGUGGGUCAGCUGUCCCUGCAGAAGCUCUCCGGCUCCGUGCUGGAUUUCAACAGCACAGAAAUAUGUCCCGGGAGCGACAACAACUUCCAGACCAGCAUCAGCUUCCAGUGUGGGAAAACCAUGGGGACCCCGGAGUUCGUGGCUGUGUCUCAGUGUGUGCACUACUUUGAGUGGAGGACGUACGCCGCCUGCAAGAGGGACAAAUUCAAGCCACACAUAGAGGUGCCGUGCUACGUGUUCGACUCGGACGGCAAGAAGCACGACCUGAAUCCUCUGAUCAAAGUGAACGAUGGAUAUCUGGUGGACGACGGGGACGACAGCAUCGACUUCUACAUCAACAUCUGCCGCAGCCUCAACCGACCCGCAGACUCGUGUGCAGAGGGCUCUGCGGCCUGUCUGGUCACCAAGCACGGAUCCUACGACAUGGGCUCUCCCACCGUACAGCUGGAGCUGCUGUCAAAUGAGAGACUGAGGUUAACGUAUAAGACCACCGCCGGUUCAACUCCUCCAGACAUCUGUAAGGAACACACUCCAGCCGUCAACAUCACCUUAAUCUGUCCGUCAAGCAGACAGUCGGGCAGUCCUCCUAAGAUGAUCGCGGAGUCGAACUGUCGUUACGAGGUGGAGUGGGUGACGGAGUACGCCUGCCACAGAGACUAUCUGGAGAGCGAUACCUGCAAACUGACCAACGACCAGCACGACACCUCCAUCGACCUGACCCCGCUCACCCUGAGCCCCAGUGAAACGCCGUACUACGCUCACUCCGGCUCCAGUGACGGAGACGACAGCUACGUUUACUACCUGAACGUGUGUGGAAAGGUCAACAGCGAGGAAUGUGGCGAAGACCCGUUCAUAUCGUCCUGCCAGGUGAAGAAGACCGGGGACGUGAAGAAGGUGGCCGGACAAUAUCAGAACCAGACACUACGUUAUUCAGACGGAGAUCUGACUCUGAUCUACCCGGGCGGCACCAGAUGCUCCACGGGCUUCCAGAGAAUGACCAUCAUCAACUUUGAGUGCAACAAGAACGCAUCGAGCGGUGGGCGCGGGGCUCCAGUUUUUGCGGGGGAGACAGACUGCACCUACUUCUUUGACUGGGAGACAUCCUUCGCCUGCAUCAAGGAGAAAGAGGAUCUACUUUGUCAAGUCAGAGACGACACCAAACACUACGACCUCUCAACCCUCACAAGAAACCCCGGGUCAGAUGCCGGGGGGAACUGGGAAGUGGUGGAUGAUAAAUCUCCAAAGCCAGACUCUCGUUUCUUCCUGAACGUUUGUCACAAAGUCCUCCAGACAGGAGACGCUACCGGCUGCCCGGCGGACGCCUCCAUCUGUGCCUUUGAUAAGAAUCGUAGGUUCAUCAGCCUGGGCAGCUUCCUCUCCUCUCCUCAGAAGACCAAAGUAGGAAAUGACAUCAGACUGGUUUACACUGAAGGAAGCUUUUGCAAAGAUAAAAAGACGAGGAUCCAAACCAUCCUGACGCUCAAGUGCAAACCAGGAGAUCUGGAGAGCGCUCCCGUCCUCCGCAGCGUUUCCUCUGACGGGUGUGUGUAUGGGAUGGAGUGGUACACUGCCGCCGCCUGCGUCCUCUCCAAGACUCAGGGAGACGACUGCAGGGUGGAGGACCCUCGGGCCGGGUUUUCCUUCGACUUGUCUCCUCUCUCCAAAGCCGACGGUGGCUACUACAACCUGACCAGCGACCACUACGAUUACUACAUCAACGUGUGCGGUCCUGUCAAAGCUGCCAGCUGUCCGGAGAAGGCGGGGGCGUGCCAGGUGGAGAAGAGUUCUUGGAGUCUCGGGGAAGCCAACUCUCGUCUGUCUUACUACGACGGUCUGAUCCAGCUCACCUACAGUAACGGCUCCCAGUACAACAACAAAGAACACACUCUCAGAUCCACCCUCAUCUCCUUCCUGUGUGACCCGGAAGCCGGAGCUGGCAAACCAGAAUUCCAGGUCGAAGACAAGUACACCUACAACUUCCGCUGGUAUACAUCCUACGCUUGCCCCGAGAGGCCUCACGAGUGUUUGGUGACAGAUCCCGUCACGCUAGAGCAGUACGAAUUAUCCAGCUUGUCCCGCUCCACCUCCAUGAAAAACUGGCAGACGAUGGACCUGUCUGACGCCGUGAACCUGAAGAAGUACUACAUCAACAUUUGUCGUCCGAUCAACCCCGUGAUGGGCUGCGACCGGCACGCGUCCGUCUGUCAGACCCAGUACAUCUCUGAGAAGGGAUCUCCUAAGGAGGUCAUCUCCGUAAGCAACAUGGGUGUCUCUAAGCGGGGGCCGGUCAUCGAGUCGCGGGACCGGCUGCUGCUGGAGUUCACGGACGGCUCUGUGUGCGAGUCCGACGGCCAGAAGCUCUCCUACACAACACGCAUCCACCUGGUCUGCUCCAGAGGAAGCCUGUCAAUGGGCCCACGCUUCCUAAUGUACCAGAACUGCACCGCCAACUUCAUCUGGGAGACCAGAGCCGCCUGCGCCAUCAAAACCACCGAGAACAAUAAUUGUGCCGUGGUGGACCCAAACACCGGCUAUGAGUUCAACCUUCAGCUUCUGGCCACCGACAAGGGGUACAAGGCACAAGGAAAUGGAAAGGACUUCCUGGUGAACAUCUGCUCAGACGUGGCAGAGUGUGGAAAGGGCAACGCAGGCUGUGAGCUCGAGGAGGGGCGUGCCGUGAGCCCGGUGGGGGUGGAGAAGACCCUGCAGUACUCCACCGACGGCCUGCUUAAACUCACCUAUAAAGGAAUCCUGGACGGGCCCUCGGCAUCCCGGGACACCUUCACCAUAAACUUUGUGUGUGAUAAGAACGCUCACCCCGGCACAUUGAAGAUGCUGCACGAGGAUCUGGGCACCGCUCCAACUCUUGUGCACAACGUCUUGUUUGAGUUCUCCACGGCUCUGGCCUGCAUCCCUGCUCCCGUCGACUGCCAGAUCAUUGAUUCCCACGGUCAUGAGUACGACCUGAGUCAUCUGAUGCGGGACGGAGAGGACAGCCCCUGGAUCGCCAUAGAUACAGAGGUGGGGAAGUCGCGCAGCUUUUACAUCAACGUGUGCAAGCCUCUCCCUCCUGUGAGCGAGUGUCCAGUGGGUCCUCUGGGUUCCUGUGCCACGAUCGAUGGGAAGAGUUACAACCUGGGUUAUGUGCAGUCGAGCCUUCAGGCGGCACAGGACGGCUCCAUCAGCAUCGUGUACAAGAACGGAGAACACUGCGACGCCACCUCCCGCUACUCCACACGCAUCAUCUUCCAGUGUGACGACAACCCCGGCUCCCCCAUGUUUGACCGUUUGGAUGGUUGUGAAUAUGUGUUCAUCUGGAGGACAUCUGAGGCCUGCCCCAUCAGGAAGUCUAAAGGCGAUAACUGCCACGUUCGGGACCCGAAGAGCGGCUACGAGUUCGACCUGAGCUCUCUGAAGGGCCGCGAUUACCCAGUCCUCAGCGACAAGUACGUCUACCACCUGGCUGUCUGCGGGGGGGUGCAGGGAGACGUCUGCACCCACAUGGAGUCUGUCUCCUCCUGCCAGGUGGAAGGGAGCAAAGCCAAGAUUGCUGGAAUGGCAAACCAGGUUCUGAGUUACGUGGGAGACCAGAUCAUCCUGAACUACACUGAUGGAGAGUCCUGUCAUAAGAUUUACAAGAGAUCCACUGAGAUCUACUUCUCCUGCCACCCCGACCGGCAUCCUGGAACACCUGAGUUCAUCAAGGAGACUGCAGACUGCACCUACCUAUUCAGCUGGCCCACAGCGCUGGCCUGUGUCCCCGUCAAAACCACCAGCUGCUCCUACAAUGAUGGUCAGGGUCACUCGUACGACCUCUCUCCUCUGGCUUUGGACUCCAGAAACUGGGAGGUGGAGCCGUCUACGGAGAACUCAAACCGCUUUUACAUCAACGUCUGCCGGUCUCUGGUGCAGCAGGGAGGAACCUGGAAGUGUCCCUCUGGUGCAGCAUCCUGUGUGAAGGAGGGAGAGCAGUAUGUGAGCCUGGGGCAGGUGGAGUCCGGCCCGACGUGGGACAGAGGAGUCCUGAAGCUGCAGUACAACAGCAGACAGGCCUGUGCCGGGGGGAACCGCAACAAGAGCAGCAUCAUCCGCUUCAAGUGUGACAAAGACAAAGUGGACUCUCGGCCUACUCUGAUCUCAGCCAUUGAGGAUUGUGUGUACACCUUCCUCUGGUUGACAGCCGCCGCCUGCCCUCUGAACAGCGUGCAGCACGACAACUGCAGAGUCACCAACCCCGCCACAGGUCAUCUGUUUGACCUCAGCACUCUGACGCAGGAGGGGGGUUACACCGUGUACGAUUCUCAGAACAACAAGAAGAUGUUCCGCAUGAACGUCUGUGCAGCCGUGAGCAACGCCGGCUGCGACCCCGACACCGCUGUGUGCAUAAAGGAAGGAAAGACUGUGGCGAGCGGGGGUCAGGUGAGCAGGAAGCUCUCGUACAAGGACCACGUUCUGGAGCUGGCGUACGAGGGAGGGAGUCCCUGCGCCGCUAACCCCGACCUCAAACACAACACCAUCAUACACUUCAUCUGCAGGCCACCUAACAUGGGCUCAUCCCCUCCGGAGCCAGUUUUCAUUGCCUCCAACAGCGAGACCUGCACACACUUCUUCUCUUUCCACACCCCCCUGGUCUGCGAACAGCCAGUGAAGUGUUCGGUCCAGAACGGCUCCUCUCUUAUAGACCUGACUCCUCUGAUUCAUGUGAGCGGAUACUACACAGCAACAGAUGACACGGUGGGCGAAGACGACGGAUCUCCAGACUUCUACAUCAACAUCUGUCAGCCUCUCAACCCCAUCCCCGGGGUCUCCUGCCCUCCCGGAGCUGCCGUCUGCUCAGAUCCUGACAAAGGAUCUCCUGUGGACAUCGGGCGGACUACCAGCGGUCCUGAGAUCAGCAGCUCUACAGGGGAAGUGUCCAUCACUUACAGCAGCUCCACCAAGUGUGCGACUGAUAAUGCUCAGAACUACACCUCCACCAUCAUCUUCACCUGCCAGAGAGGCCUGGAGCUGGGCUCUCCUCAGAUGCUGAAACUGCAGGACUGUGUGUAUCUGUUUGAGUGGGCGACUCCCCUCGUGUGUUCAGACGCCACACACACCAACACCACCGGCUGCCGGCUCACCGACUCCCAGCUGCAGUUCACCUUCGACCUGUCCAUCCUCUCGGGUCCAGUGCAGGUACACGUGGGCUCCAACGUGUACCACAUCAACGUCUGCGGCGCAGUGGCAGAGCCGGCCUGUAAGAACAGCGCAGUUUGCCGGGUGUCUGGUUCCGGUUCAGAGAAGAGUGCCUCGUCUUUUGGAAUCAGCAAGGCCAUGACGAUGGACUUCAAACACGAUGAGGAGGCUGUCAUGAUGCAGUAUGGAGGGGGGGAUCCCUGCCCACCAGUGACGGAUCAGGAGGAGGUGUGUGUGUUCCCCUUCACCUUCAUGAGUAAGUCGUACAAGGAGUGCACCAAAGAGGGAAGGUCUGACGGCAGGAUGUGGUGCGCAACAUCCGCCAACUAUGACACGGACAAGAAGUGGGGAUUCUGCAACGCAGUCUCCAGUAAGCGCCAGUCCUCCAUCCUGUUCAGCUGCGAUCAGUCCGCGGGCCACGGCACUCCUCAGCUGCUCUCUGAGACGGCGGGGUGUUCGACCACCUUUCAGUGGCGCACCAGCGCUGUGUGUCCCCCGGUGAAGAUGGAGUGUAAGCUGGUCAGCCAGCACCAGACCUUCGACCUGCGGACCCUCUCCUCCCUCACCGAGCCCUGGAAGUUCAGCCACCAUGGAGACUCGUACUACAUCAACCUGUGUCAGGGGAUCCACGGCGGGCUGACAGGAUGUCCAGAAGGAGCGACUGUGUGCCGACGCUCCGCAAUAGGAGCCACACGCACCCUGGGGAAGGUUUACACCCAGCAAAUGACCUACACUGAUGGAAAGAUCUCCGUGAGUUACUCAGCCGGAGACGAUGUGUGUGGUACGGGCGUGAAGGCGAAGACUACGAUCCAGCUGAGCUGCGGCUCCACUGUGGGCCGACCGACACUCAUCAGUGUCGAUGAAGCCUCCUGUGAGUUUGUGAUUGGAUGGGAGACUCGUUCGGCGUGUGCGGUGAAGCAGCAGGAGGUGGUGAUGGUGAACGGGACGAUUCAGGUCCCCGACACCGGAGCCAGCCUCAGCCUGGGGGCGCUCUACUUCAGCCAACAUGAGGCGUCCGGAGACAUCCGACCUAACGGAGACCGAUACGUCUACCACAUCCAGCUGUCCGGCAUCACCAACAACUCGCUGACCAGCUGCAUCGGUGCAAACAUCUGUCAGGUCAAGCUCAACGCGCCCUACAGACGCAGGAUCGGCUCCUCCAGCAAGGCCAAGUACUACAUCAAAGGAGGGAACCUGGAUGUGAUGGUGCCCUCGGAGUCGGCGUGUGGACGUGAGAAAACCAAAAUGGUGUCGUCCACCAUCAUGUUCCACUGCAGCCCGUCAGCAGGCGUUGGUAUCCCCGAGUUCAUGCUGGAGACGGAUGAAUGCCAGUAUCUGUUUGUGUGGCACACAGACGCUGUGUGUGUGCUCACGAUCGGCGCCAAGUCCUACGACGACGACCCUGAUGCUCCGGCUCUCUCCAGACACAGCCAGGCGUUCGGGCUGAUGCUGAGCCUCCUGCUGCUGAGUCUCACCGUCUGCCUGCUUGGGCUUCUGCUGCACAAGAGGGAGAGGAGAGAGCUGGUGAUCCAGAAAGUGGCUGGCUGCUGCAGGAGAGGAAACCAAGUGUCCUAUAAAUACUCCAAGGUCGACAUGGACGAGGAGGGUGGAGAGGAGGAGAUGGAGUGGCUGGUGGAGGAGCUCGAAGGCCCUCCCUCGUCUACCUCCUCCUUGUUGUUGUCACAGCGGGGGAAGAGUAGCCACGGUAACGGCUACAUCAAAACCAAGCUGGUGAACACGGACGGCCUGCACUCGUUCUCUCUGGACGAUCAGGACGAGGACGAUAGCGAGGACGAGGUGCUGAGCGUCCCGGGGGUGCGGGUGGUCAAAUCCUCCGGUCUGUCCCGGCUCUCCGCGGCCAGUCGCAGCCCCUUCCUGCAGGAGGAGAGCGACGAGGACCUGGUGGGCCUCCUGGAGGAGUCGGGCAGGAAGCGGAGGAGCAGCAAACCUCGCUCCUCAGGCGGUAAUCACGGUAACGACACGGCAGCAAACAGGAAGCGGGACGAGGAUGACAGUGACGAGGACCUCCUCAGGGUGUGAUGUCACUUCCUCCUUCCCCGGCGCUCUCCACCAAUCUGAACUCCUCUCUCUUUCUCAGUGAAUGUCUCCAUAACAGCAUCAAAAACACACCAACAGCAAAUUGAAGGCAGAAAACCCUUUCCUCUCUUUCUGGAUUUAUUUUGUAUUUGUUGGACUGCACCUUUACUUGGCCUCAGACUCGAUCCAGUGCGUCAGUGUCAGCACAUGCUUUCUUAUUUAUUAAUAGCUGAUUAUUUAAAGGGUCCUUUUUUGACCCGCACACAUUUUUUUGUCAUUUCUAAAAUAAGACAACUUUCUCCAGUAUAUUUAGUCAAAUCUUGACAUUUAUCUAAUAAAAACACUAGAAAUCAACCCCAGAUGCACGAAAAAACAUCUCUAACUUUGCAUUGAGGCAGAUCAGUGAAAAAGAUGGAAAUUAAAUCAUACUGUUCUUUUAUUUUGUGAGUUUUUGAAGUGAAGUCGUGCCAUUGCUUUCGCACUUUAUUGUCAUCGAUAAACUGAUCAUGUCUCAUUGCAGACGUCUACAUUUGGAGUUGAUUUUUAGUUUGAUUGAUAACUGUGGUCAGAUAUCCAAUGAAGUAGCUCAAAUGGAAAGCAUAUUUUAGGAGAAAGCUAUCGGAUGAAAUAAAAAAGAGGCGACUGGUUUGGUUUCCUGGACGCGGGGCAGCGGAGGUGUCGCCUCGUGUCGUGUCUAAAGGGAAUGAAGACACCUGUGUGUGUCUUCUUGCUGUUUACAGUUGCUCUGAAAGCUCUCUUUCUUUCUCCUGGGAAAAGAAAGCGCGAUGCCUUCCUGACGAUGAUUGCAUUCUCAUCGAUGAGUCGUGUCCCCGGCGACAGAUAGAUUUAUUUUUUUCUCGUUUUGAUCAGAAACGUUGUACAUAGAGGAUUAUGUUCUAUAAUAUGGACGUUUUGUUUGUUUGUUUGUUUGUUUGUUUGUUGUCUUCACCGGUGAAUUGCUCAUUUGUUUUUAUGAUUAUUUAAGUGGGAGUCUGUUCUGUGUGGGAAGAUGGCCUUAAGUGUGAAUGGAUGGUCGACGAGAGAAAGUAAAAUAUGAAAUGUUUUUUUUGUUUUUGACUCCCCCUCCUCCCAUCCUUUCCCUCCCGCCAAAGCCAUAUUUCUCCCCGCCGCCGCUGCUGGCACCAAUGUACUGAGGUUGGGAUGUGUGUUUCCGCUCGCACGCUGUCACAUUAAAGGCUCAUCUCUGGUGUUCAGGUCUGUGAUUGUGGAAGUCGCUGCGUGGAAAAGUGAGAUUUUGUUUCUCCGUGAAGCCAAUUGUGUCGUGCUGAAGUCAGCCCUUCUUAGCCAAACACACGGAAAGAAAGAAGCAUUAAAGUGUCAAGAAAGCUACCAGGCUACUUACAUUUACCAUAUCCUGCUUUACUGUCUAACCCGUGUGAUGAUGGGAGACCCGGGACAGAGGGGGGGAUGUUUAUCCAACUGCACAUUAUGAGUGAGCCUGCACAGUGUUUGUGUGUUUACCUACUCCCAGGUGUUAUGCUUUCCUCCCAAGCAAAGAAGCAUUCAAUAAGACGACAAGGGAGGAAAUUACAAACCCACAAACAUCCUGACCUACGACACCGAAGCAGUUUUGGUAACGUGUUAUUGUUCCAGUUGAGAUAAACAAAGUGGAGCUGAUCUUUUCUGCUGUGCAUACCAUACGAACAUAUGAAGAGUUUCCUAAGGCUGCAGCUGCUUUUUUACGGUCAAUACCGAGUCCAUGGUGACCUCUUCACCCAAGCGUUUAAUGGACAGAGCAACAAAUCCUCACAUUUGGGAAGCUCGUAACACUGAACACUUGACGUGUAAUAAUCCUGUAAUUGAAUAACAGUCGUCAAUUACCUCCUCGUUAAUUCUCCGCCUUAAACGUGGUAAUCAAGCAAAAAACCAGUCCUAACUUGAGGUCCAUUUACUAGAUUUCUCUGAGGCUUUCAACACUUCUUACAGCAGAUUUGGCUUUCACUUAAUUAUCAACUGAGAUGGGUUAACAGCUCCAGAGAGAUGUACCACUUAUCAAACUAAACUUUUGAAGUUUAAGAGACAAGCCGUUGGAGCUGAAACAGACAGAAGUCAGAACAAAUCUUGACUUUCAGCCUGUUUGUAAAUGAAGUAUGAUUGGAAUUUGGACUCUUUAUUGUUUAAAUCAGUUAUUGGGACAGUUUUCACUUCACUGUCACAUUCUGGACUUAAUCAAUCAAGCGUUAGGGGAUUAAUAGACUAAUUUAUAAUGAAAAUGACUAUUAGUUGCAGACCCAAGUAUCCUCCUUUUCCUUGUAUCGGUACAUCUGAAAAGGAAUACCACUCCAAACAUUAUGUUGGUGAAUGCUAAACCUUGGGAGAGUACCUGUUGAUUCAUUGACAGAGCAGGAACAAAGUAUUGAUUUGCAACCAUAAACAUAGUGCACUCACACUGUGCAUUAAAAAGGGGAAUGACAGUCGAUUCCCUUUUGUGAUCUUCAGUAUUCAAUCCACAGAGGCUAAAGACAUCAUCAAAACGUGAUGCGAAAAAUCUGGACAAAGUAGACUCACUUUUCAGGGUAUUUCUAAACACGUGUUUGUAGGAUACCUCUCGUCCAAAACACGAAAAGGAUUUUACAAAGUAUUGAAAUGGGAAACGAUCAGUAUUUUAUACAGAUGAGUUUGGGAUGUGCCAUAAUAAUUAACAAGAAGAGAACACCGUUACGUCCGUCCCCUCAUGCUCCGGCUGAUGCUCCAAACACAAGUAAAAUGUCCAGAAAGAUUUGAAGCUUUGUUCACAUUUUCUUCUCAACUAUCACCUGUUAAUGAACAACAACCAUAUCACUAGACAGUGUUUAAGAAAAUGAGGUUUAGCGGGACGGGUUUCCAAAGAACUAUUCAAUGAGUGCUUUUACAAAUGUCCUCUAUCCAUGUGCAUCGAUUAAAACCUCUCCUCGGUCCCACAUACGCUCCAAAUAAAUCAGGCUUGUUGCUCUAAAGGUGUUUUACUUCCUGAUCCAUCAAAUCAGCUCAUAUCUCACGAGGAGAAGUCGUAGCGCUCGCAGAAGAAGAGCGAUGACGAUUAACAUCUGACGGUCUCUUGUGUUUCUCCAUCGUUGCAUAAAGUCUGUUCGGCUGUAUUUAGCAACCAAAGUUGAUGUGCGUGGUGCUCGUGAAGAAAUGAACGGACAUUCUUGUGCUUUUGUUUUGGUCUGCAAUCGAGCAGAGGAACGCUUUGGGUGACGGGAAACAAAUUCAAAUUCAGACAAAUGAUCUUGGAGGCUUUAGCGACUUAAAGGGGGGGAAAAAAGCACAAGAAGCUUUGCUGGGAUGAUUCGGUACGAUGGGAGAUCCUCCUUCUGUUUCAGUUGGUGUACGUUUGAUCUGUUUUUCAGCUCUGCCUGUUUUUCCUAUUUAAAAACAACGUUGAUGUAAAAAAUAUUGCAUUAUUUGAAUAAAUAAGAUCUGCUGUUUA